This is a messenger RNA of Haliaeetus leucocephalus (bald eagle), 1329 nucleotides long. RefSeq names its product branched chain keto acid dehydrogenase E1, beta polypeptide (gene BCKDHB). The transcript has 10 exons. Gene Ontology annotation, molecular function: catalytic activity. Bases 13 to 981 code for a protein of 322 amino acids. The record is from RefSeq and is a predicted model, not a curated record. Gene Ontology annotation, biological process: response to nutrient; branched-chain amino acid catabolic process. NCBI's taxonomy places the organism in Eukaryota, Metazoa, Chordata, Aves, Accipitriformes, Accipitridae.
CAAACUCAGAAGAUGAAUCUCUUCCAAUCCAUAACAAGUGCCUUGGAUAAUACUUUAGCCAAAGAUCCGACUGCAGUAAUAUUUGGUGAAGAUGUGGCCUUUGGUGGAGUCUUCAGGUGUACAGUUGGCUUGCGAGACAAAUAUGGUAAAGAUAGAGUUUUCAACACCCCCUUGUGUGAACAAGGAAUUGUUGGCUUUGGUAUUGGAGUUGCUGUCACAGGUGCUACAGCCAUUGCAGAAAUUCAGUUUGCAGAUUACAUUUUUCCAGCAUUUGAUCAGAUUGUUAACGAAGCAGCAAAAUAUCGUUACCGCUCUGGAGAUCUGUUUGAUUGUGGAAACCUCACCAUCAGAGCCCCCUGGGGCUGUGUGGGUCAUGGUGCACUGUAUCAUUCUCAAAGUCCAGAAGCUUUUUUUGCUCACUGUCCAGGAAUAAAGAUUGUAAUUCCAAGGAGUCCUCUUCAGGCCAAAGGACUGCUGCUGUCUUGCAUAGAGGACAAAAAUCCAUGCAUAUUCUUUGAACCUAAAAUACUUUACAGAGCUGCAGUGGAACAAGUCCCUGUGGAGCCCUACAACAUUCCACUGUCUCAAGCUGAGGUGCUGCAGACAGGCAGUGAUGUGACACUGGUUGCGUGGGGCACUCAGGUACAUGUGAUCAAAGAGGUGGCAGCAAUGGCUCAAGAAAAGCUUGGUGUGUCCUGUGAAGUUAUUGAUCUGAGGACUAUCUUACCCUGGGAUACAGAGACUGUUUGUAAGUCAGUGGCGAAGACUGGGCGAUUGCUGAUCAGCCACGAGGCUCCCUUGACAGGAGGAUUUGCGUCUGAAAUCAGUUCCACAGUUCAGGAGGAAUGCUUUUUGAAUUUAGAAGCUCCUAUUUCAAGAGUAUGUGGCUAUGACACUCCUUUCCCUCACAUCUUUGAGCCUUUCUACAUCCCAGACAAAUGGAAAUGCUAUGAUGCUCUUCGAAAAAUGAUUAAUUACUGAGCAGUAGUACAGAGAUGAGAAGAACGACAGGGAAAUACAGAAGCUGCCUUCAAAACUCUUGAUACUUUACUCAAAUCUUUUGCGUUUGGAAUUCACAUAGCAGACUGUUUUCUCUGAACUCAGCUAUCCUUAAUAUUCAUCUUGGCUAUUCUUCAGAAAGUUCAAAUCAUCCUUAAUUAUGAAAUCCGUGAUGGGCAGGUGAUUGCUAUAAUAAGUAGUUUCAGAUGUAUUUAAAGAUAUUCCAGAUGUCGUAUGAAUGUUACACAUCGCCAUGCUUCACUAGGUUACAUCUCUAAACUUCACUGUGUAAAUAUUAGAAGCAGGAUUUUAUUCAAUAAAACAUAUUAU